AUGGUUAGACUUGAACUAUUACAGUCUAUAAAUGGUCAUAAGGGAAUUGUGUGGAAUGUGUCUUGGCAUCCUCAAGGCAAGAUCUUUGCAUCAUGUGGUGAAGAUAAAAUCAUCAAGUUAUGGAGUGAGGAUGGUCAAGAUUGGACUGUUAAGACGGUUCUAGUUGAUGGACACCAGCGUACAAUAAGAGAAGUUGCAUGGUCACCAUGUGGAAAUUUUUUAGCUUCAGCAAGUUUUGAUGCUACAACCGCCAUUUGGGAUAAGAAAAGUGGUCAAUUUGAAUGCAAUGCCACACUGGAAGGGCAUGAGAAUGAAGUGAAAAGUGUGGCGUGGUCUCCUUCUGGACAUCUAUUGGCUACUUGUGGCCGUGACAAAUCAGUCUGGAUUUGGGAAGUAGCUGGCGAAGAUGAAUAUGAAUGUGAAGCUGUUCUCAAUGCUCAUAAUCAAGAUGUGAAAAAAGUUGCUUGGCAUCCUUCCUUAGAUAUACUGGCAUCAGCUUCUUAUGACAAUUCAAUCAAGUUGUAUAAAGAGGAUUCUUUGGACAAUGAUUGGUCUUGCAUAGCCACUCUGCAGUCUCAUGAAUCUACUGUUUGGAGCUUGGCUUUUGACAAAACAGUUUUAGAAAAUUUUGCACCUAAAAAAUUAUCAGAAAGUUGGGAUAAUACAGGCCUGUUGGUACAACCAUAUUCUCCAAGGCCCAUAACAAAGAUUUUGUUAACAAAUGAUUUAACUGAGAAAGUAGCUUUGGAAGCUCAAAAGCAUGAAUGUGAAAUGAUAAUUUCAUAUCACCCUCCAAUAUUUGCUCCUUUAAAAUCUGUUGUCCAAAGCUCAUGGAAGGAACGCGUAGUGUCUUUUUUAUUAGAGAACCGUAUAUCUCUGUACUCUCCUCAUACAAGCUGGGACAGUGUACAAGGAGGCGUUAACGAUUGGUUGGCAUCGUGUUUUCCUUACAUCGAGGUCUCGCCUAUAGUACCUGGUAUAGACCCUAACACGGGAGCAGGAAGGUUCUUAAAGCUUGAACCGGGCAUGACUUUAUCGGAUGCUGUGUCAAGGGUAAAAAAAUUAACAGAUCUAAAACAUGUUCGUUUAGGUCUUGCUAAUGGCAAGAGUUUAAGCGAUACAAUUGAGACCGUAGCAUUAUGUGCCGGAUCUGGAGGAUCUGUUUUAAAAAGUGUUGUUAAUUGUGACCUUUUCUUGACUGGGGAAAUGCUUCAUCAUGAUGUCUUGGACGCUGCUCAGAGAGGAAUAUCCGUUAUAUUGACCAACCAUUCGGAUUCAGAAAGAGGAUUUUUACGCGGAUUUUCUACUAAUCUUCAGAAUAAGUUAAACAACCAGAUACAAGUUUUAGUGAGUGAAUUUGAUAAGGACCCUUUAAUGACGGUU
Molecule: messenger RNA, 1383 nt
Organism: Iphiclides podalirius (scarce swallowtail)
Lineage: Eukaryota; Metazoa; Arthropoda; Insecta; Lepidoptera; Papilionidae
Source: the annotation of a GenBank genome assembly